AGGUUCAAAGUAGGAACAUUUAAGAACAUGGCACAGUGCGCAGAGGACAGGAAAAGACUCCGGAACUUUUACAUCGGCCACCUUGACGCGGGGGACGUCCCGGGAGUGACGUGGAUAGACCGGAGCACGGGGCUGUUCCGGAUUGUGUGGAGGCAUGCCGGCAGGGACGGCUUCGAUCCGGAAAGGGACGGACUCAUAUUCAAGCUCUGGGCCCAACAGACGGGCCGGUGGAAGGAGGGCGACCCGGAGGACACCACGGCCUGGAAAACGCGCAUGCGCAACGCCCUGCGCAGACUUGCAGAUUUUCAGGAGGAACAGGACCUGGGGAAGCCGGACGACCCGCACGAGGCGUUCCGGGUCUACAGGCUCGUGCCGCCACCGAGUAACCCCCCACAGCAGCCGGAGAGUAUUCCUGAGCCGUCCAUACUGCCUCCUGACGUCAUGAUGUCUGACCUGAAAGACUCCGAGUCCGCCAUGAACUGUUUGGCGCCUGAUGAGGUGUUGGAGUAUUUCCACGAGCUGGACAUGGUUUCACCUGCACCUUCGGAGGACUCCGCCCAGGGCGCGUGCGCACAACCACAGCCAAUCGCAGCAAACGUGGCACCGCAGCAAAACGUAAAUCAGGCAACCGACGGAGCCACCGCGACUUUACCCGAACAAACCCAAGGGCCGUUUCCAAACAUACCAGAUGGUGACGUGAAGAUUUCUGUGCAGUACCGGGGCAGGCAGGUGUUGGAGGAGAGCCACAGCAACCCCAGCGGCGUGCGCAUCUACCACGGAUCCCCCAUCAAGGAGUUUGUUGCAACUCAGAUGAUCCCAGGAGACGGAAGACAGAAGUUGUACGGACCAGAAAACGCGACGCAUGUCCUGCUGCCCCCUUGUGAACCCCAUAUGCACUCCCCGAAGCAGCUAGACAUCACCAGAGAACUCCUGAAGCACGCCGAGAGAGGCGUCGUCCUGCUGUUUUCAAACGGCGACGUCUGGGCCACGCGGCUCUGCCAGACCAAAGUCUUUUGGCUCGACCCCAACAAGCCGGACAUGUCGCUUCCCUUGAAGCUCGUCCGAGACCACCCCACCAAAGUGUUCGACUUCGUCCAAGGCUUCUUGCCCCUUCUGCAGAACUACGCACGCAACGUCGAAGGAAGCAAGAAACCGCGUCCUUACUUCAAGAUGUGUUUCGGACAGUCUUGGGGAGCGGAGGAUCCGUUCGAGAGUAACCUGAUCGCAGUGACGGUGCAGCAGCUGACGGCGGAGGCCCAGCUUAACUUAGUGAGCCAGUACCGACAGCAGGACAACACCUCUUCCCAGUCUUUCCCGCUCAGAGACGACCCACUCUCGCGCUCCAACCCGGAAGAUCAGAUCAUCAAACAACUGGGACAGCUUAUCAACAGUCUGUCGAUACAACAGGACUCUCCGUCGCCCCCAAAUUUCCACACAGGCUAAAAUAUACGUCUCCAGGACGAGAAACCGCGUGUGCAGCUACUAGAAAAGUGCUACCGCUCUUGGGGCGUCGCCAAAAUCUUUGUCAAACUAGUAAGCAUCACACAACAAGAGUUCGUAACUUUUGGGGUGCUUUUGAGACGCUCUCUGUUUCCUGUUCAAUCUGGCAAGUCAGGUCUCGUCGAGUUCUCUUGUUAUGUGACUUACGAUGUUUACUAUUCGCAGUGUAACAUUAUACUGUUUUAGAAACUUGUUCUUAUCGGUAGGAAUGAAAGCUUUCUUUGUUUGAAUAGAACGAAGCACAAAUACAUAGCUACCAGUUUCUGUAAGACAUUAGUGCAUGAUAGUUUUAGGAAGGUGAGUUGUGUAGUAACCCAUAGGAAAGAUGCACUAAAUGGUAAAAGUGUGUUAUGAUGACAUUUGUACAUAUCAAACUUUCACAAAUUGAGUGCACGCGUCACUAGAUUAAGUGUUAAGGAAUGCAUAUCGUAUCAUAUUCAUGAUAGGCAAAGGCAACGAAUAUCAAGGGGAAAAUGAUCUAUACUGAUAACGUAUGUUAUUUGUGGCUUGUUGUUGAUGUUGGUCAGGACGGUGGAUGAAGCCAAGCUAACAUAGGAAACACGCAUGGAGAAUGUUAUUUGUACAUUUACGAUUUGUGUGAUACAUCUUAUAGUUAUAGGCCUAUGAAACUGUAGAAUAGUUUAACGUAGUAGUAAGAACGGCACUUUGCUGUACUGAUGACACAAUGUUGCCUCUAACUGGUAAGUAAGUUGGGGAAAAUGAAUGAUGGUGUACCGUUACAUAUAAAUAUGUAUAUCAGGCUUUUUAAUCAACAAAGUAAUUUUGAAUUGUAGAAGUUUUCGAAUGUUCGUUCCGUUAUCAAAUUUACGGUACAUGAAUGAAAAGGAGUCGAGUAAAUAAAUGAAAACG
Molecule: messenger RNA, 2370 nt
Organism: Branchiostoma floridae (Florida lancelet)
Lineage: Eukaryota; Metazoa; Chordata; Leptocardii; Amphioxiformes; Branchiostomatidae
Product: interferon regulatory factor 8-like
Exons: 6
Coding region: 28-1443 (471 amino acids)
Biological process (GO): immune system process; regulation of transcription by RNA polymerase II
Cellular component (GO): nucleus
Molecular function (GO): protein binding; RNA polymerase II cis-regulatory region sequence-specific DNA binding; DNA-binding transcription factor activity, RNA polymerase II-specific
Source: RefSeq, a predicted model, not a curated record